AUGGAUACGGCGGCGCUGCAGGAGGUGGUGACGGUUCUCAAGGAGGAGGUUGAGCACCACAAGCGGCAGGCGAGGCGAAUGCAGCGGGAGAACCGUCUGCUGGUUCGUACCAUACUGCAACUCCGGCAGCAGCAGAAACUGCUCCACAGCCGCCAGCCAGAGCAGCAGCCAUGUGUGGGGAAAACAGGCAACGACAACGAGAAGGAGCACGGGGGUUCGCAUGAGAGGGAUGACUUGAGCGAAUUCACCCACUCACAGCCGUCUAGUGCAACAUCGCGGAUGUCGCACCAGUUGUGUUCGCGCUGCAGCGCAGAACAUUUUUUCUCAACGACGUCGCCGAGGCCACGAGCGCCGGCGUCAGCAGCAGAACAAGGCCGUUGCGGCGAGGUAGUGGAGGCACUAGGCAAUGUAUCCCCGCUUCCCCUCGAGGGGCACAACCCCCACGAAAACGACAAUAAGGCUCUGCAGGUAAGAGUGCGGGCGCUGGAGAACCAGCUGCAGUGUGAACGGAUGCGGCGAAAGGCCCAGGCGGAUGAAUUCUCUGCGGAGUUGGAGCUUAUGCGGUUCGCGUUGGACGAGGCGGAGCGGCACCCCUCAAGACGCCAGCGACGCUCAACCCACGAUGGUGGAGUCUUCCGUCAAGAGGCCCCGGCGCCUUCACACACGUCUGAAGGAGGAGGAGGAGGCGGCGGCGAUGUCGGCACGAGUGAGUCAACGGUGGAAUAUCACGAGGUUCUCUGUGGUAGCCACCUGCAGCAGGAACUGUUCGACGGCCUCGUGGUGCACAGUAGGGGCUCCACCCCCACUUCGAUGGGGCACGCAGAAAAGGUGGUGGCUGUUGAGAGAUCUGACGUACCACCGUCUGCGGCCUCGCCUGCUACCGGCGAUUUCGUGUGUACUGGAGAUUCCCUCUACCACGGAUCUCCGCGGCCGAAGUGUGCGACACAGCGCUCGAGCACGAUAGGCCUACAAUGCGUCUCUGGCAGCAGCUGUCGGGAGUGCAUGACGCCGCUUAAUGAAGGCAGGUUAUUCUCACCAACGCCGCAGUCAGAAACCUCCCGGGAUGCCUUAACGGCCACCAACCACACUGACACGCCGUGGUGUGAGAACUUUUUGAGUCGAGCCGCCUUACGAAUGGAGGGACGGCGACAGCGGCUGCGUAACGCGGUGAUGCUGCGCACCACUGUGGAUGCCAAUGGUGAAGCAAGCGUUAAGCACCGUGAUGCUGUCCUUGGCUCCUCCAACAGGCAGGUGCAAGUGCAUUUGAUGACAGAACUUCCGCCGCAUACGGAGAUGCCGGCGUCUCCAUCUUCACCACUCGCUUCCUUGGCGAGGCGGGGGCAGUGGCACCUGCCGCACAGGCGCACCGCAUCCCUGUCUGCGUUUCACGGCGAUGAUGCAGCUGCUAGUCCCUGCAGAUACACCGCAUCGUCACCGAAUGCGGGUAUUGGUUCUCCGAUCAUGAACCCGAAUCAGUUGGGGGUUGAGGUGGAUCCAAAGGGGCCUCACAACCGCACAUGGUAUGCGCAUCAAGUCCUCCGCAUGGCAUUUGCAAAGUUUGUUUACGCCUCUGCGUCGUCUUCCGCAGCUGAUGCAACUGCAGCAAUAGCAUCGAACUCUUUUGAAAAAGCUCCGGAAGGGGCGGAUAUGGAAUUAUUUCAUGAACAUAACCAUCAUCACCGGCAGCAACAACAACAAGAGGAGGAAGAAGAAGGCGGUACUCACAGCGAUACUCAUUACGUCUCUUCGGAUAUGUCGUACAGUUUUGACAGCGAGGAGGUGAGGGAACAAAACUCCAUGGAGGUGGUGGGGGCACAGGACACCGCCGAUUGCCCCUUGCCGCUGCCCCUGUUGCCCCACGGGUUGUAUCGUAACAUUCCGUCCUCCGCAGUAAGACGGGCCAUUGAUGAGACGACCCGUUUGCAUUUUCGUUGUUGUCAAAACCGACCGUUGCUGGAGACGGUUGCGGAACCCUUUCCCCCCGUUCUUCCCCCGUUCCAUGCGGAGAACAGUGACAGCGAGCUGGUGGCAAGCUUUGCCGUGGACGUGUUGUCGCCUAGCAACUAUCGCGAGGACGAGAUAUGCCUCACGUUGCACUCCCCUGUCCUUUUUAGCCAGAUUCGGAGUUUUCUCGGCAUGGACGCGGAGGGUUUUCGGGCCUCGCUGGGGGAAAACGCGGUCUGGCGGCAGGCGAUUUCCCCAGGCAAAAGUGGCACUACACUCAUUUUUUUUGGGAAUUUUGUUAUGAAAAGCCUUAAAAAAAGUGAGUUUAAGUUCCUGCGGGAUCGCUUUCUUAGCAGCUACGUCUCCUUUUGCGAGCGCCACCCCGACACCUUGCUGCCCCGCUUCUACGCCUUGCUAACCUUCUCGUGGCUGCGGUUUCGCACACACAAGCAGUACGUGCUCAUGCAAAAUGUCUUCUCCACCCGGUACUACAUUCAUCGUAUUUACGAUGUAAAGGGGAGCACGGUGGGCCGCUCAACAACCACAGAGACGGCGCCCCGUACCUCGUUUGGAGCGCUGCUCCUGAAAGACAAUGACCUUCCCGCUCAGCUCAUCAUUUGUGGCCCGUUGCAGCGCGCCCAUGUGCUUGCGCAGUUGCGCUCCGACGUGAACUUUUUGCACUCGCUUAACAUUGUCGACUACAGCUGCCUGAUUGGGGUGCGCAGCCGUGUCUUUUCUCGCAAGGAAGGUCCCUCGAAGACGAUUGUGCUGAAAGAGCGUUGUGGGAGUUACUGGCAGCAAACACGUACGUCCGAAGCCAUUGGUGUUGGGGCGGAACAGCUGCAAAAGAUGGAUAACAGCUGCAUUCACGGCUGCGAUGGAGGCGUGCUGUCCCUACCGAUUUAUGCUGCGGGCGAUGACACAACGGCGCGGGAAGAUGUGUACUACCUUGGUAUUAUUGACGUCCUGCAGGAGUACACACCAGCCAAACGGCUUGAGAACUUUGCAAAGGGACUGUGGAGCGACAGGCGACAAAUCAGCGUCGUGCCGCCAAAGGAGUACGCAGAACGUCUAUACCAAGUCCUGGAGAAUGUUACGGUGUAG
This is a messenger RNA of Trypanosoma rangeli, 3048 nucleotides long. RefSeq names its product putative phosphatidylinositol-4-phosphate 5-kinase-like. Gene Ontology annotation, molecular function: phosphatidylinositol kinase activity. Lineage: Eukaryota; Euglenozoa; Kinetoplastea; Trypanosomatida; Trypanosomatidae. Bases 1 to 3048 code for a protein of 1015 amino acids. Gene Ontology annotation, biological process: phosphatidylinositol metabolic process. The transcript has a single exon. The record is from RefSeq and is a predicted model, not a curated record.